Ipomoea triloba (trilobed morning glory) is the source of this 894-nucleotide messenger RNA. Its product is annotated as protein RKD5-like. The record is from RefSeq and is a predicted model, not a curated record. The coding region runs from base 1 to 894 and encodes 297 amino acids. NCBI's taxonomy places the organism in Eukaryota, Viridiplantae, Streptophyta, Magnoliopsida, Solanales, Convolvulaceae. Gene Ontology annotation, molecular function: DNA-binding transcription factor activity. The transcript has 2 exons.
AUGACGAAUCAUGCUUCAUCCUCUUUUCAUUCUCAAUUCAUUUAUUGUUCUGAUUUUGAUGAUACCUCAAUUUGGGAUGAGAUGAAUCUAACUCCUCUCUAUGAUUUUGAGAAUGAGUUUCAUGAACUCAAUCAACCAACUGUUAGAGCUGAGGCUGUUGCUGAAAUUGAACCUUCAAGGGAGGUAGCAUUUCAGAGGAAAGAAAAAGAGGAGAAAAGGAUAUUUUCGAAAAAGCUUAGGUGCAGGGAGUUAGGGAUUUCCGAAUGGCCGAAGAAAAAAUUCUUAAGGUUGGAGGAUAACCUGGAAAUUUCUACUCCUCCUCCUUACCAGUAUAACCAUUCCAUUACUGAGAACUCCCUCUGGGAUUAUCAGUAUGAGGAAUGCACUUUGGCUCCCGCAGGUGAAGCUUCAAGAUCCUCGAGCGAUGAACACAUUCGCAGUUUUGGCCAAGAAUUUGAUUCUAUCUGGAAUUUCAAGGAUGAGGCACCAGAAGUAAAAGAAAUCAAUGAGGUUGCAACUGAGGAAAUUAUAGAAGAAGCAUCCAACCCAGUCAUAACCAUUGUGGAUAAGAAGAGCACCUCUGAAAAAUCUUGGAGCAUUGAAAUGAUUUCAAAAUUCUUCCACUUACCAGUUGUCCAGGCGGCAAGGGAAUUACACAUAGGAAAAGACAAGCUGAAGAAAAUAUGCACCGAGUUGGGAAUCAAUCAAUGGCCACAUAGGAAAUUACAGUACAUGGAUCGACUGUUGAGCAAGUUUAAGAAAGAUUUUGACCAAGGGGAGAAGGUGAUUGAGCUAGAACACGAAAGUGAGCAGAUGUUAGCAAACCCCAACAAUAAGUUAGGCUUAGAAACUCAAACACUGGGGGAAUCUUCUUCUANGGAAUUUCAAGGAUGA